Molecule: messenger RNA, 1710 nt
Organism: Daucus carota subsp. sativus
Lineage: Eukaryota; Viridiplantae; Streptophyta; Magnoliopsida; Apiales; Apiaceae
Product: protein DETOXIFICATION 10
Exons: 7
Coding region: 122-1570 (482 amino acids)
Biological process (GO): xenobiotic detoxification by transmembrane export across the plasma membrane
Cellular component (GO): membrane
Molecular function (GO): xenobiotic transmembrane transporter activity; antiporter activity
Source: RefSeq, a predicted model, not a curated record
AUAAGUGAUGUUUGGCGAGCUCUUAAACAACUUAUAAAUUGAUAUUUACAUAUAUUUUUUGGCUUAUAAGCUAUUUAUAAGCCCUGCACAUAGUCUUACAGUUAUAGCAGUUGCUGCAGCUAUGGAAGAUGCAGAGAGUGUUGUUGCAGUGAAGACGCCAGAGAACAAUGCGCAACAAAAGGUUGCGAAAUCGACAUGGAAUGAGUUUGCGGCAGAGGCUAAGCUGAUCAGUUUGAUUUUUUUGCCAAUGGUGCUUGUUACAACCUCGCAGUAUUUAUUAAGAUUUGCGUCCACUUUAAUGGUUGGCCAUGUCGGAAAGCUUUAUCUCUCUGGGGCUGUCCUGGCCAUGUCUUUCACAAAUGUCACCGGCUUCAGUUUUCUUUUUGGAAUGGCGAGUGCAUUGGAAACAUUAUGUGGUCAAGCUUAUGGCGCAAAGCAGCACAAAAAGCUUUCGGUGUACACGUAUGGAGCCAUAAUAUCUCUGCUUUUACUCUGCAUACCAGUAGCUAUUCUAUGGAUAUUUAUGGAGAAAUUCCUGAUCCUAAUCCACCAAGACCCUCUAAUUUCACACGAAGCCGGAAAGUUUUCAAUCCGGCUCAUACCAGCAUUAUUCCCAUACGCAAUUCUUCAACCAUUGGUUCGAUACCUGCAGUCUCAGUAUUUGAUUCUUCCUCUGCUUGUGAGCUCACUAGCAACUCUGGCUUUUCAUGUCCCGGUUUGUUGGGCAUUUGUGUAUAAGUUUAACAUGGGAAGUGAUGGAGCAGCUCUGGCUAUGGGUCUAUCAUAUUGGUUCAAUGCAAUUUUUCUUGGCCUUUAUGCCAUGUAUUCACCCAAAUGUGCUGAUACUCGUGCUCCCUUCUCUAUGGAGGUUUUUGGUACGAUCAAGACUUUCUUGCGGCUUGGCAUCCCAUCUGCUCUCAUGAUUUGUCUCGAAUGGUGGGCGUAUGAGGUAGUUAUAUUUUUUGCCGGGAUUAUGAAAAAUCCGCAACUGGAGACUUCAGUACUCUCAAUAAGUAUUACGGUUGCUGUCCUGCAUUAUUUUGCUCCGUUCGCUCUCGGUGUUGCUGCAAGCAUUCGUGUUUCAAAUGAACUAGGGGCUGGAAAUCCAAAGGCUGUCCGGAUGACUGUCUGGGUAGUUAUGGUUCUUGGAGUUAUUGAGGUGAGCAUUUCCGCGGCAGUACUUUUCUCCCUUCGCCAUGUUCUAGGACGUGCAUUUGUGAGUGAUAACCAAAUUGUGGACUAUGUUCGGAGAAUGACUCCGUUUAUAUGUCUCACCAUGGCCUUGGACAGCAUUCAAGGAAUACUUUCAGGAGUUGCAAGAGGAACCGGGUGGCAGAAACUUGGCGCUUAUGUGAAUCUCGGAUCAUAUUAUCUAGUCGGUAUUCCAGUGGCUCUACUAUUAGGUUUUCUGGUGCAUUUGAAGGCCAAGGGUCUUUGGAUCGGUUUAGUUUCAGGAGCUCUGGUGCAAAGUAUUCUGCUUGCCAUUAUAACAAGUUUUACGGAUUGGAAAAAAGAGGUAGAGGACACUAGAGUUCGGGUGCAAGAAGUGAAAGUCCCAGAUGAGAAGUGAGAAAAAGUUUUGAUAUCAGAUUCACUGCAAGUGUAGAAGACCCGGAACGAUGAAAUUGUCUGUCGUCUUCAUUAUUACAUGUACAUGUAUUUCAUAACAAAUUGCAAGAGUGAAUCAAAAGGGUGUUAAAGUUUAUACAA